AUGGCCAGACGAACGACUGUUGCCGACUACCAGGACUCUCGUGAGCCACAUCCUUUGUCGUCCUUCUCCGCAUUUUCCGCUCCACCCUCGUCUGCGGGAUCUAUACAGUCCACCCCGGCUGGUCCAACGUUAAGAACUCGCUCUGCUACCCGUGCUGAGAACGCUUUGAAUACCGCCGAUACGACAGGUAUAUCAUCAACUGGGACUGUUUCUAGGAAGCGUAAAGCAGCCACGCGUCGUGGCAAACCGCACGACGAGCCCGAGCCUCCCUCACAGCCCAGCUCACCACCGAGGAAGAUCAAGAGACAGCGUACAGCAGUUGCCACCUCUUCGAGCACAGCUCCCUUAGCUCCUGCUCCCUCGUCUGCUGCUCCUCGAUCUCGCCAGCUUUCUCGAAACCGUCCCGCCAUGUCACAGCCUGGCCCUUCAUCACAACCCUCCGAUGAAACCUCUAGAGUACGAGCCUCAUCUUCUAAUUCCAGAAGAAAAUCAGGGCGAAGUGGUAAAUCAACUCGUCGAGACAAAGAUGCCCUCCCUACGGGCGCAGAUAACCAUACCAGUCAAUCGCCACAACAUCGAUCGAAGAAACGCUCGCACAAAUAUAGCCCAGAUGUGCCAAUGAAGGAUGUUGACAGCCAAGCGAGCGAAGCAGAUCCUUCAAAGGAAGACGAUGACGACCAAUCCUCGCAGCCAAGUGAGAGCAAUGAUGACAACCACACCGCUGGAUUGAUGGAUGAAGAUGAUGGCGACCCAUUCCGCAAUGCAUUGUUUGGAUCCCGCACCCCGUUGGGCCUACAAAAUACUCUUCGAGCUCUUACGGGUAUGAUGACUAGCAUGUCUUCGCGGCUACGUGAGAUUCUGGGGCAAUUAAGGAUGAAAGAGGAUCCAUCCAUUCAGUUGAUUGCUUUGCAAGAACUGUCUGAUCUCCUGCUCGUUUCGAAUGAAGACAACCUCUCCGGUCAAUUUUCUCCAGAUUCAUUUGUCAAAGAGUUGGUCAAACUUAUGCAACCAAGUGAGACCGGCGAGGAAAACCCCGAGAUUAUGCUUUUGGCCUGUAGAUGUCUCGCCAAUAUGAUGGAGGCUCUUCGAGGAUCGGUGACGAAUGUUGUCUACGGUGGAGCAGUUCCAGUGCUGUGUCAAAAACUACUCGACAUCCAGUUCAUUGAUUUGGCUGAGCAAGCUUUGAGCACACUGGCAAAAAUUUCCGAGGAUUUCCCAGCAUCCAUCGUUCGUGAAGGUGGACUCACUGCUUGCCUGACUUAUCUAGAUUUCUUCCCAACGAGCACGCAACGCACAGCCGUUACCACAGCUGCGAAUUGUUGUCGAAGCCUCCCCGGGGAUUCGUUUCCUGUCAUUAGGGAUGUCAUGCCGACAUUGUUAAACGUGUUAUCAAGCAACGAUCAGCGGGUGGUUGAACAGGCCUGCCUUUGUGUGUCGCGAAUUGUGCAGAGUUUCCGAAACAAGCCCGAGAAGCUAGAAGAACUCAUUGAACCGGCUAUGCUAAAGGCGAUUCUUCGACUACUUGUACCUGGAACGACAAACUUGAUCGGACCACAUAUCCAUACCCAGUUUCUGCAGGUACUUGGCAUUGUCGCUCAAGCUAGUCCUCGCUUAUCCGUCGAACUGCUUCGAAUGGAUGUUGUCGACACUCUCUACCAGAUACUUACCGGAGUUUCCGCACCACGUGAGGAUGAUACUGCCGGUAUCAAGGUCGAUAAUGUUGUCAUUAUGCAAGCAUUGGUACAUCGUCCUCGUGAGCAAGUCUUUGAGACCCUGGGUGUGAUUUGCGAAUUACUCCCUGGGACCCAAAACCUGCAGGGCCCCCUGUCCCGGUUCGAUAACGCUUUGACUAUCAAUCUACAAUCUCGAUUUGCGCCUGUACGUUCCUCGUCCAAGUUGAAAGAAUCGGCUGAGAAGAGGCGUAUAUUGCUUGCAGACUGCAAGACAGAACUGAAGCGAUUCGCCAUGGUUCUUCUACCGACUCUUACCGAUGUUUAUUCCAGUACUGUCAACCUAGGCGUCAGACAGAAAGUUCUCCUAGCACAGCUCAAGAUCAUUCAAGAACUUGAUGCAAAUGUACUUCAUGAAGCUCUUCGAACAGUACCGUAUGCAUCUUUUCUAGCAGCGAUUCUCUCGCAACAAGAUCAUCCGCUAUUAGUGUCAUAUGCUUUACAAUGUGCCGAACUACUUUUUGAACGACUACCAGAUAUCUAUCGUUAUCAGUUUCAUCGAGAAGGCGUCAUCGCGGAGAUUGCCGACUUGGCUGCGAAGCCGUUAUCCUCCGAAAAAGCAUCAUCCGACGUCAAGCCGCCGAGCGAAACUACUGCCCCAAUUCAUGCUGCAGAGCAAUCUGAUUCGCGAGCCACCAGUGAAGAUCCAAGCGCCUCGCGUGAUGACAGUGCAGAUGACAACGACGAUGAGGACGACGACGAGGAUGAAGAUCACGAUGAUGACGACGAUAAUGAAGAUGAUGAUGACGAUGCUUCGGAAUCGGAGAGCUCGGCAUCCUUCAACGCACCUCGAUUAGUCAACCAGAGCAUGGAUGAUAUGAUGCAGGACCAUGUUAUUACUACUGCCCGAGCUUUUGUUCGGCUAUAUGAGCAAGCGGAGUGCACGGACACAAUGGCAGAUAAAGCAAGCAAGAUCCUCAAGGAUUUGCAAGCUUUAGCUUCUAAAAUCAAAUCUACAAAAGAAGUUGGCUGGGGAGCAGAUUACACACCCGUGUUCCAGACGCUGGCGUCUUAUUUCGGCGGGGACGCUGUAGACAGCAUCACCAGCGCUGAGCUUCUUAGAUCUGGUAUUAUCGAUGUACUAGUAGAGAGCUUCACUUCACCCGACGUGACGCCUAGGGCUCGUGUCAGCUUCCUGAAGGCGUUUAUGGGUACGACUGUAUCUCGGGAGGCUUCACAAACAUCGCCGUUCAGCAAAUUGAUUCAUAAACUCCAUGAUCUCCUUAGUAGAACUGAACACUUCGAAGUGAUCACUGUCGGCCACAACUCUCUCGAAAUUACAAGGAGCAAUGCAACUCAUAUGCUUGGCAAACAAGUCCGUCUCAGGUUGGUUGCUGAUGAAGGAUCGGAUAUUCCCAGGCCAUACAAGAACAUCAUGGUCUCAAUCCAUGCAAUCGCGACCUUCAAAUCGCUCGAUGACUUCUUACGACCUCGAAUCACUUUGUCUGAACGCCCUAGGCCAUCACGUAAUCUCGACUUUUUAUCACAGCUUGCCAAUGCGGAUCGAUUACGUGACUCGCCCAAUGCCAGCCAGAGCUCCACCGAGAAUGACCCACAGCCACCUUCUGACCGUCGUCGGGGCCUUCCUAAAGAAGUACUUUCGGCGCUACGAGGCGAACUUGAUGGACGAGAUCGUCGACAUGGAACCCAUCGAUCAAGCAGGACGCAGCCAUCAAAUCAAGCAGAUGAGGAGCCGAGUGACGAUAGGCCACUGGAGUGCGCCGAUGAAAAACAGUUGAGUGAUGAAGAUGAUGAUGAAGAUGUAGGUGACGAUCAGGACGAGGAGUUGAACGCUAUCGUGGAUGACCUGGAUGAAGAGCUCUCAGAUGCUCCUGGUCCAGAACCGACCGCGGUCAACAUGGAGAUUGCAUCUACUGGAAAGGUUACCGCGCGCAAGGAGGAUGGAACCCGUGUUGCCACCCCGUCUCAAUCACAAGCCCUCGGUCGCGGCUCUUCCUCCACGCCGAACUCCGAUCUACCUGCCAUGGGCGGCGAUUCAUUGGCGAUGGCAGGACGCCCCUUCUCUUCAUAUGCUGCUGCUGUAGCGGCAGUGCCACAAGAUUGGCACAUACAGUUCAGUAUCGAUGGACAACCAAUCACUAACGAUACGACAGUCUACCGUGCUAUCCACCAUAGUCGAGCACAUGACGAGGAUGGUGGUCGAAAUGUUUGGACAUCGGAGCAUACUGUGCAGUUCAAACGAAUGCCUGGUCCCCCACCGCCAGAAGCAUCUUCUCUUUCUGCUGCGUCCCGUAACGCAGAUGCCAAAGAUGAACAGACUGGCCUUCCCAUAUCCCUGAGCAAAGAACCCACUACAGGGUCUAUUCUGCAGCUUUUGCGAGCCUUACACGGGAUGAAUGUACACCUUGACGAUCUUUGUGCCGAGAAUGAGGAACUGGUGGCCGUGAAAGCAGAACCAGUAGCACAAUUUAUCAAUAACAAAUUGACAGCUAAAUUGAAUCGGCAGUUGGAGGAACCAUUGAUUGUGGCUAGUAGCUGCUUACCCAGCUGGAGUGAAGAUCUUGCCCGCGAAUUCCCAUUCUUGUUUCCUUUUGAAACGCGUCAUCUCUUCCUCCAAUCAACAGCCUUUGGAUACUCUCGAUCGAUGAUGCGUUGGCAAAACUCGCAACCCGAAGACAGCCGGCGUGACCUUCGGCGGGAUGACCGUCCGUUCCUCGGUCGUCUUCAGCGACAAAAGGUGCGAAUCUCUCGGUCUCGUAUUCUCGAUUCAGCUAUGAAAGUGAUGGAGCUAUACGGCUCAUCUGCCAGCAUCCUUGAGGUCGAAUACUUCGAGGAAGUCGGCACCGGUUUGGGUCCGACCCUGGAGUUUUAUUCGACAGUAUCUAAAGAGUUCUCAAAAAAGAAACUCAAGAUCUGGCGGGAAAACGAAUCCGUGGACAAGAGCGAAUAUGCUUUUGGUAAGUACGGUUUGUUCCCAGCGCCUAUGAGUGAUCAACAAGCCGAAUCGGACCUUGGCAAGAAACAACUUCUUCUAUUCAAGUCACUUGGCAAAUUUGUAGCACGAUCUAUGCUCGAUUCCCGCAUCAUUGACAUCAACUUCAACCCUACCUUUUUCCGUGUAGGCACUCCUGGCUUUGUUCCAUCCUUGGGCGCCGUCAAGACUGUGGAUCGAGAUCUCGCAAACUCCUUGCAACUUGUCAAACGAUUCGUUGACGCCAAGUUCGAAAUAGAGGAAGAUGAUGACCUUACUUGGGAUCAGAAAAUGAUGGCCCUGGAAGAAUUAGAGAUUGAUGGAGUCCGGGUUGAAGACCUGGGCUUAGACUUUACACUUCCAGGCUAUCCCGCCAUUGAGCUGAUCAAAGAUGGUUCCAACACGAGUGUACAAACCAGUAAUAUCGACAUGUACCUAGACCGUGUCAUCGACUUCACAUUAGGCGAGGGUGUAGAACGACAGAUCGAGGCAUUCCGUUCUGGAUUUUCGCAAGUGUUCUCUUACUUGGCAUUGCGUUCUUUUACCCCGAAUGAGCUGGUGAUGCUGUUUGGACGUAUUGAAGAAGACUGGUCUAUGGAGACACUAAUGGAUUCCAUCAAAGCGGAUCACGGCUUCAACAUGGAUAGCAAGAGCGUACGAAACUUGUUACAGACCAUGAGUGAAUUGGACCCUCAACAGCGGCGAGACUUUUUACAAUUUGUUACUGGUAGUCCCAAGCUUCCAAUUGGAGGCUUUAAGAGUCUCACCCCUAUGUUCACCGUGGUGUGCCGUCCCAGCGAACCUCCAUAUAUGCCAGACGAUUACUUGCCCAGUGUGAUGACCUGCGUGAACUAUCUCAAACUCCCCGACUACAGCAGUCUAGAAGUACUCCGCGAACGCCUCCUCGUUGCCACCAAGGAAGGACAAGGCGCAUUCCACCUGUCAUGA
Molecule: messenger RNA, 5610 nt
Organism: Talaromyces marneffei
Lineage: Eukaryota; Fungi; Ascomycota; Eurotiomycetes; Eurotiales; Trichocomaceae
Exons: 6
Coding region: 1-5610 (1869 amino acids)
Biological process (GO): proteasome-mediated ubiquitin-dependent protein catabolic process; protein polyubiquitination
Cellular component (GO): nuclear speck
Molecular function (GO): ubiquitin protein ligase activity
Source: RefSeq, a predicted model, not a curated record